ACGAUCUCACAUUCGUGCCUGAUGUGGGCCAGUAGCGUUAGAAUUCACAUAUAUAACAGGACUUCCGUCGCGAAACGUUAUGUGCAUCUCGUAUCUCGUAUCUCCUCAUCGCGAACGUUUUGUACUCGACUCAAAUCUCAGCAAACCACGAGCUCAUUGCUUCAUCCAUUUGAAGUCAUAACUGCUACCGACCGGCUUCAAACCCCAGAGCAUCUACACUGGCGUUUGAACUUUCGUCUCACAACAGUUCACCCAUCAAGCGCUCACAACCGAGCAUCCGAAACACAAUCUCGGGGCAAAUAAACAUGUUCAAUCAAAGUUUCAAAACAGAGAGCCAGACAUCGCUCAUUAGACACGACACGGCUGACUCAAAGCCCUCCACGACUGAACGAAAAGAGGCGAAGAAGUCACUGUUUCAACGGCUGCAAAGCACAAAGAGGGCCGAGAUAUCGGAGGAAGACUUGCUAAAGUACACUGGCAUGACCAAAGACGGUCUUGCUGAUUGGGCUAGGGACCGUCCCGGUGUGGGUAAGAACCAACGUGCCGAGGGCGCCGUUGGCCCCCCAGAGGCCGCGGGCAUUGUCAUAGGGGGUUGUUGAACGAGACCUCAAGAUGGAACACUGGAUGGAAACGGAGGAUCUGUGAUAAGGACGCUGGAGGCACAACGGAUUGCAACGUUACACUCAUGCCGUUUUGGACCAAACCAUCAUCGCAAGUUUGUUUAGUCAGGCUGAAUGCACGCGCAUGUUGCGUCUAAUGAAUUUUCGUAAGA
Molecule: messenger RNA, 772 nt
Organism: Colletotrichum destructivum
Lineage: Eukaryota; Fungi; Ascomycota; Sordariomycetes; Glomerellales; Glomerellaceae
Exons: 1
Coding region: 306-599 (97 amino acids)
Source: RefSeq, a predicted model, not a curated record